This is a messenger RNA of Bactrocera latifrons, 3053 nucleotides long. It is a transcript of the gene sob, whose product is annotated as protein sister of odd and bowel. Lineage: Eukaryota; Metazoa; Arthropoda; Insecta; Diptera; Tephritidae. The record is from RefSeq and is a predicted model, not a curated record. Gene Ontology annotation, cellular component: nucleus. The coding region runs from base 89 to 2398 and encodes 769 amino acids. The transcript has 2 exons. Gene Ontology annotation, molecular function: DNA-binding transcription factor activity, RNA polymerase II-specific; RNA polymerase II transcription regulatory region sequence-specific DNA binding. Gene Ontology annotation, biological process: embryo development; embryonic pattern specification; regulation of transcription by RNA polymerase II.
CAAUCACUAAGCAGCCACGCGGACAGGCAGCCGGCGCGCUAACCAAGAGUUCGCUGCAUAUUGGGCGAUAUCCUGCUGCGCAUGCGCGAUGGACUCCUCCACAAGCCCGAAUGCCGCUGGCAACGGUGUGCAACAACAACAACUACUACAAAACCGUGUUAAACAACAACUGCAUAUGAAGCAGCAGCAACAACAACAGCAACAUGCACAGAGACAGCAGUCACAACAGCAAUCGCAGGCACAGCUAGGCAUGCAACCGGGUCAGCAACAGAAAUUACCACAACAACAACAGCAAUUGCAGAAGUUUAAACAGCAAAUGCAAACACAGCGCCUACAGCAGCAGCAACAACAACAACAACACCAUACGCAAUCACAACAGCGACAUGUGCAUGUGCAGUCCUCAGCGGUACAAUUUCCAGCGACAACAACACGAACAGCCAAUGCUGCGGCCACAAACGCUGCCUUGACCACUUUAAUUAAGGAGGAACUGUGCGCCGCCGAGCUGCAUGCCACUUCCGUUGCAGCGGCACUUGAGCAGCAGCAGCAGCAACAGAGCAACAGCAACAAGAAUGCGCAGAGCGCCAAUAACAACAACAAUAAUAGUAUUGCCGCUAGUGGCGCACAUAGCCAGAAAACGAACUCUGCCCCGAACUGCAGCACCUCCGCAACGAUUUCUAGCCCAGCCGUGGCCGCACUGGCAUUGGCGUUGGCAAAAGAUGCGAAUGGCGCCGGCAGCGAACCGCAGCUGCAGAGCAACCACGGCCUCAGCAUGAGCACGCCAUCCACCCAACAAGCGUCAACGCUGCCGUUGAGUAAGUGCGACAGUGGCAACAAUGGUGGCAACCACAACAACAACAACAACAAUAUUAAUAACAGCGCCAACAACAGCAGCGCAUCAACGUUGGCAAAUGUGUCAACUACGAAUGACCUCGCCGCCGCGGCCGCUGUUGUGCUCUCCUUACAGGGCACCAUGGUCAGCAGCCUACAGCAGGCCGCACUCCUACCCGUCAACUCACCUGCUGCAGCGGCGCUCAAUCUGCAAGCGCUGGAGUCGUACUUGGCGCUGCAGCGCAUUACCGGCAAAUCGGACGUCUUCCGCUUCAAUACCAUAACCGCCAACAACAAUAACAGCAGCAGCGAUGGAAGCGGCGAUGGCGAAACAAGUGCCAGUUGCACCACCAGUGGCAUCACUGCAGAAGAAACCAGCAACAACAACUAUAACUUAACAACAACGGUAACAACUGUGGCGUCAGCGCAACAACAACAGCAACAAGAGCUGCAAGCGGUGGAUACGGCCAACCUAUGCCAGGAGGCGUCCAAAACGCAACGUAACGCCAACACGGCAAACGCUAUACAGACGCUGUUGCAAAGUGCGGGCGCCACCGGCACUGACCUCUCCACCAGUGACCUCGGCGAUUGUGACCUGCCGUUGCUGGACGGCGAGGAGGGGCUGUCGUUUGAGGCUGCUGAACUCGAGAGUAGCUACAACAACUUCAUAUUCAACACCAACGCGUUCAACUGCCUUAACCAGCAACAGCAACAGCUGAACACACAGCAACAACAACAGCAAUCCCUAUCGACUGAUAUCGAAUCGAUUUCAUCACUACAAGCCACCAUGUUCCAAGACAAGCUAAACCAUCAACAGCUGGUCAUAAAUGAAGGUUCCGCUGCCAGCGCUCUGAACGAGGCGAGCGCACUCAAUGCUGGCAGUGGCGGUGCGGGCGGUACGGCUGUUGCUGCCGCGUCUGCCAAUUCACAGCGCGCCAAAAAGCAGUUCAUUUGCAAAUUCUGUAACCGCCAGUUCACUAAGUCCUACAAUCUACUCAUACACGAGCGCACGCACACCGACGAACGACCCUACUCGUGCGAUAUCUGCGGCAAAGCAUUUCGUCGGCAAGAUCACCUCAGAGAUCACAGAUACAUUCACUCAAAGGAAAAGCCCUUCAAGUGCGCUGAGUGCGGCAAGGGCUUCUGCCAAUCGCGCACCCUCGCCGUCCAUAAGAUUCUACACAUGGAGGAGUCGCCACACAAAUGCCCCGUCUGCAAUCGCUCCUUCAAUCAGCGUUCGAAUCUAAAGACGCAUCUACUCACGCACACCGAUAUCAAGCCAUACAACUGCAGUUCCUGUGGCAAGGUCUUCCGACGUAACUGCGAUUUACGGCGCCACAGUCUAACACAUAACCUCGCCGGCAUGACAGGCAGCGGCUUGGGUCCCGGCAAUGAGCAUCUGCUCUCACUACCCGUCAGCGUUGCGGAUAUUUUCCAAUCCACGACAGGCGGCAAUGGCGGUUCCAUUUCGGCGUCACGUAAUUUGGAUGCGAAGACGGUCACACUCUUGCCCGCUUGCACCAAGGUCGGUAACGCGUCGUCUAUAGAUCUGAUCGCGGUGACUGAUUAAGUGAUAAGGUGCUCAAGCAAGCGGAGCGCAAAACAUUUGGCCUUAUAUUUGUGAUCUACACAGGACUCUGGUUCGUUUACAUUAAUUAGUGGGAGUGACAAGCUGAAAAUCAGUUCUAAUCUAAGUAUCCCGAAUGGACCUUUUGAUUUUUGCAUUUAACUUGCAUAGUUCUUAAGCACAUUUUUCGCAUACUUACUUAUAUAUAUAUAUGUAUUCUGGAUAUUACUAGUUUAACUUUAAGUCUCUUGCGAUUAUUAGGCUUCCAAACAAUCUUAUCGUUCCAAACGUUCGACACACUAGGCUAGUGCAAAUACUAUGUAGGUGUGCGCUCACAUGAGCGCUUCACAUAUGACAAUACACACACACUCGUACAUAUAUAUACUUAUACUUGCAAAGGCAUAACUAAAAUGAACUUAGCAUAGCGUCCAUAUACAUUAAGUAACUAGCAAAGUAAGUUUACGUUUAAUUUUCUUUAUUAUUCGCUUUCGUCUCUAAGGAUAUCGCAAAUACUACCUUCACAUACAUAGAUACAAAGACAAAAAAAAACACAUAGAUAAACAUUUUAAGUAUUUCGGAUUUUACUAUCUGUGAAGUUGCAUUAUCUGUCCGAUUUCGUGUAUUUGAAUAAAAAUCUAACUUCACACAUUGACUUGAA